GACGUUGCGUUGAUUUUGAGCGGAGGAAUUAUUUAUUUAUAAACUGACGCAAGGGCGCUAAAUCUAAAAUAAACCGCAAAUAAAAUGUAAUAUCCCAUUAUGUAUGCACUGAUGAAGCAGCUACACGCAUGAGAGGAAUUGUAUCUUAAGAUAAUGGCACCCCGAGUGAAACUGGAGAAAGCCGCUUGGCUUUGGGUGGAAACAGUAAAACCAGACGACAUUGAGCAGGAACACAUAGAGCUAGCAUAUCGGAUCAAUAUCCCAGCCUGCAAAAGAGGAAUCUGCAGGAGGAAUUGUAAAGGGAAUCCCAACUGUCUUGUUGGUAUUGGGGAACAGGUGUGGCUCGGUGAGAUUGAUGAAAACACUUUCCAUAAUAUUGAUGACCCAAAUUCAGAACGCAGAGAAAAGAACAUAUUUGUUGGCCUGACGAACCUUGGUGCAACAUGUUACGUCAACACAUUCCUGCAAGUGUGGUUCCAUAACCUGGAGCUUCGGAGGAGCCUUUAUCAGUGCCAAAAUUCGCGGGCGCAGGAACACAACAUUGAUUCUGAUUAUGAGCCCCAGUCCAUAUGUGAGCAUCUGCAGUACCUCUUUGCACUCCUGCAAAACAGCAACAGGAAGUACAUCGACCCAUCAGGGCUCGUCAAAGCGCUGGGUCUGGAUACGGGACAGCAACAGGAUGCCCAGGAGUUUUCCAAUCUUUUCUUGUCUCUGUUGGAGGAGACAUUGUCUAAGGAGAAGAAUCCCAACUUGCAAAAUCUCAUUCAGCAGCAGUUCUGUGGACAGUUCUUCUAUGUUACAAUAUGUAAUCAGUGUGGAAGGUCAUCUACUUUGCCGUCGCGGUUCUAUGAGCUGGAGCUGAAUAUUCAGGGCCACAAAAACCUCACUGAAUGCAUCACAGAGUUCCUGAAGGAAGAGAAGUUGGAUGGAGAGAACCGCUACUUCUGUGAAAACUGCCAGAGCAAACAGAACGCCACCCGGAGGAUCCGACUCCACAGCCUGCCUCCAACCCUCAACCUGCAGCUCAUGCGCUUUGUCUUUGAUAGACAAACGGGUCUGAAGAAGAAGCUCAACACUUUCAUCAAUUUUCCUGAGCAGCUGGACAUGGAACCGUUCUUGGAACAAAAACUAGACCAGAAAUGUGUCUAUGAGCUGAGUGCAGUGCUGAUCCACCGGGGAAUCAGCGCCUACUCUGGACACUACAUAGCUCACGUGAAGGACGCUCUUACUGGAGACUGGUACAAAUUCAACGAUGAAGAGAUCGAAAAGAUGGAGGGAAAGAAGCUGCAGCUUGGCAUUGAAGAGGACAUUGCUGAGACGGGCAAAACGCAGUCACGGAAACCAAAAUGCAGUAAAGGCUACCACUGCUCUAGAAACGCCUACAUGCUGGUGUAUAAAGUCCAGGAAGACGAAAGUUCAAAUACCUCAAGGACAAACGUUGAGGUCCCUUCUUUCCUUCAGAAGUUGGUUGAUCAAGAUAACCAUAAGUUUGAAGAGUGGUGCAUGGAGAUGGCCCACAUGAGAAAACAGAGUGUGGAUAAGGGCAGGGCCAAGCAUGAAGAGGUGAAAGAGCUCUACGACCUUUUACCUGCAAAAGAUGAAGAACUGUAUGAGUUCCUCCCCCUGGAGUGGCUGAAGAAGUGGCUCGACGAUUCAACUGCAACCAAGGAAAUUGACAACUCCAUCUUUCUUUGUUCCCACGGAAAACUCCACCCAGACAAUAUGGGGGAAAUCAAGAGGGUUUCUUUGGAAGCUGCAAAACUCCUGUAUGAGCGCUACGGCGGUGGGCCAAGACUUGAUGGUUCCUCUAUGUGCAGAGACUGUGUCAGCGAGCGAUGCAGGGUGCUGCGGCUAAAAAAACAACUCGACGAAGACUACAAAGAAAUUUCUAAUCUAGUAAAACGCACAACCAGCAGUGAUGGCUACUGGGUGGGUAAGACGUCUUUGCGCAGCUGGAGGCAGUUGGCUUUGGAACAGCUGGAAGAAGACGAGCAGGAAAGCAAACACAGCAACGGCCAGACCAAUGGCCAGGGACCACACAAUAACAACAAGUUUGGCAUGGAGGCCACCACUGAAGAUGAGACGAAAACUUUCAAUGAAGACAUCGUUUGCACUCAUGGAGCACUGAGUAUCCUGGAGACGGAGCGGAAGCUGGUAUCUACUGAAGUCUGGAUGAAGCUGAGAGAAUACUUCCCCAGAGCCCCAGAGUUCACCCACAUGCAGGAGCCGUGUCGACAGUGUCUGACUUUGGAGCAGGAGGAAAAGGACAAUGAGGCGGUCAGUAAGAUGAUGGCUCUUGAACAGAAGAACCAGCUGCUGAACCUGUUCCACGAAAAAAACCGACCGGUUCUUACCAAAUGGCCGCAGGGCACAGAUAAACUUUACAUAGUCCCUCUGUUUUUUGUGGAAGAGUGGAGAAAAUUUAUCAGGAGACCCACUAAAUCCUCUCCAGUGUCUAAUGUUGGCAACUCGCUGCUUCUCUGUCCUCACGGCGGCUUCAUGUUCACCUAUGACUCCCUAAUCAACGGAGAGGCCCAGCAUAUAGCUCUGCUGUGGCCGAGCGAAUGGGAAGUGAUCACCAGACUCUUCAUUGUUGACAAGCCAAUAGCAAUCCACUGUGUGAGACAGACAGAGAGCUCCAUGACGCAGUACACCACCCAGCCUGAUCUGUGCUGGGAAUGCAGAGAGAGUUUCUUAUUCCAGCAGCAGAGGGACUUGAGAGAGUACACCCAGGCUACUGUCUACGUCCGCAAAGUCAUUGAAGACAAAACAACGGCUAAAGACGGCACCCCAGAGCUGAACGCCUGCAGCUCUGAAGCAGAAGAGGAGAGGGAAGAGCUUCCAAAGGUGGAUGGAGAGAGAGACCCAGACUUCAGUCAGGCCCAAGACGCAGCGAAGCGGCUAAAGUUGAGCGACAGCACGGCGGCUGCGGUGGCUGCUCCUGCAGUCACCAACACCAUGAAACCAGGCAGCAUCAGACGAAGCACCCGCCACAGGAAACUCAGAGGAGAGAAAGCACUCAUCGUUUCAGCAAACCAGACACUAAAAGAGCUGAAAAUCCAAAUUAUGCACGCCUUUUCUGUGGCUCCAUUCGACCAGAACCUCUCUAUCGACGGGAAAAGUCUGACAGACGACUCAGCCACUUUAGGCAGCCUGGGCGUUAUCCCAGAAUGCAUCAUCUGUUUAAAGGCUGAUGAACCAGUUACAGAUUAUGCUGCCAUGGAUGAUGCCUAUCAAGUGAGAAUGCCUGAGGAGGGAUUUAAAGGUACGGGCCUCCUUGGUCACUGAGGAACGUUCUGCUGUAGCCAUAACUAAAUUCCAUGGAGGAGAAAUGCUUGAAUAUGUGAAGUGUCAAUAUAUAUAAAUAAGUGCUUUAAUUUUUUUAUGUUUUGGCUAGGUUUUCUUUAUUAAAACUGUGACUAUGUUGUAAAGAAUCUGUUUUCCUUUGCAUAAGGAUAGCUGGGUUUUUGAUAUAUUCUAAAGUUCAAAGUUUGUUCAUUUAAAAAGUGUGCGCUUACUUCAGUCUGACCAAUCCUGAGCAGGUUGGGGAAAAAAAGGGAAAGGACCUGUAGUUCUCCAAGUUGUGACUUCGGUUUAUUUCGACUGUCAGUCAAGAAAAUUAACAGUUUUUUUGUUUUUUUUUUUGUUUUUCUUUAUCUUUUUAAAUUAUAGUUUAAGAAAAACCUAAGGCGACGUUUCGUCUUUUCAUUAUGUGGAGGUUCUUGUACUCACUGUUCAAUUUCCAGAAUUGUCAAAACAAUGCACAAGUAAAUAUCACUGCUCUUAAAUGUUAGAACAUUUAUUAGCCCAACAUAACAUCAAAUCAGUACCAUACACAUUACCAGUCAGAAACAUGAAAAAAAAAAAAACAGCAGGAUAUGUAUAAAGGCUGUUUUUUUUUUUUCAUUAUUAUUUUCAACAGUUAAAAACGUGAAUUGAAAGUAAGAAAUGGAAGGCAAGUAGUUACAUGUCCAGCUCUUUUCACUGUUAUUUCUUAUGGACAAUAAAGCUAUUUUCAAGGCA
This is a messenger RNA of Poecilia reticulata (guppy), 4023 nucleotides long. RefSeq names its product ubiquitin specific peptidase 48 (gene usp48). Gene Ontology annotation, cellular component: cytosol; nucleus. The record is from RefSeq and is a predicted model, not a curated record. Gene Ontology annotation, biological process: protein deubiquitination. Lineage: Eukaryota; Metazoa; Chordata; Actinopteri; Cyprinodontiformes; Poeciliidae. Gene Ontology annotation, molecular function: protein binding; cysteine-type endopeptidase activity; cysteine-type deubiquitinase activity.